CGCCGCUCUCCGGCUGUCCUAUAUAAACACGGCGUUCUCCUGAGGUUCCGUACUACCAGCACCGGCACGUACAACAUUACAGCCGGAGUUCGUACAACACGGCGGUAGCAGCAAGGUAGCCAGCGAGAUGGAGCGACAAUCCAGGACUGCGGCGAUGGAGGUGGAGGCGGCGUCCAAGACCACGUUCAGGAUCCCGGUGGACUCCGACAACAAGGCCACGGAGUUCUGGCUCUUCUCCUUCGUGAGGCCGCACAUGAGCGCCUUCCACCUCUCGUGGUUCUCCUUCUUCUGCUGCUUCGUCUCCACCUUCGCCGCGCCGCCGCUGCUGCCGCUCAUCCGGGACACGCUCGGCCUCACGGCCAAGGACAUCGGCAACGCCGGGAUCGCCUCUGUGUCCGGCGCCGUGUUCGCCCGUGUCGCAAUGGGCACGGCCUGCGACCUGGUCGGGCCACGCCUGUCGUCCGCGGCGAUCAUACUCCUCACCACCCCCGCGGUUUACUGCUCCGCCAUCAUCACCGGGCCGUCGUCCUUCCUGCUCGUGCGCUUCUUCACGGGCUUCUCGCUCGCCUCCUUCGUGUCGACGCAGUUCUGGAUGAGCUCCAUGUUCUCGCCGCCCAAGGUGGGGCUGGCCAACGGCGUCGCCGGCGGCUGGGGAAACCUCGGCGGGGGCGCCGUGCAGCUCCUCAUGCCGCUGGUGUUUGAGGCCGUCAAGAAGAUCGGGAGCACGCCGUUCACGGCUUGGCGCGUCGCCUUCUUCAUCCCGGGCGUCAUGCAGACGUUCUCGGCCAUCGCCGUGCUGGCGUUCGGGCAGGACAUGCCCGACGGCAACUACCGCAAGCUCCACAAGGCCGGGGAUAUGCACAAGGACAGCUUCGCCAACGUGCUGCGCCACGCGGUCACCAACUACCGCGCCUGGAUCCUGGCGCUCACUUACGGCUACUGCUUCGGCGUUGAGCUCGCCGUCGACAACAUCGUGGCGCAGUACUUCUACGAUCGCUUCAAUGUCAACCUCCACACCGCCGGCCUUAUCGCCGCCAGCUUCGGGAUGGCCAAUAUCAUCUCCCGUCCCGGUGGAGGACUCUUGUCCGACUGGCUCUCGGAGCGGUUCGGCAUGCGCGGCAGGCUGUGGGGGCUGUGGAUCGUGCAGACCAUCGGCGGGAUCCUGUGCGUCGUGCUCGGCGUCGUCGACUACUCCUUCGCCGCCUCCGUGGCCGUCAUGAUGCUCUUUUCCUUCUUCGUGCAGGCGGCUUGCGGGCUCAGCUUCGGCAUCGUGCCGUUCGUGUCGCGGAGGUCCCUGGGCCUAAUUUCCGGCAUGACAGGCGGCGGCGGCAACGUCGGCGCCGUGCUAACGCAGGUCAUAUUCUUCCGCGGCGGCAAGUACAAGACGGAGACGGGGAUCUUGUACAUGGGGCUCAUGAUCAUCGCCUGCACGCUGCCCAUCACGCUCAUCUACUUCCCGCAGUGGGGCGGCAUGUUCGUCGGCCCAAAGCCGGGGGCGACGGCGGAGGAGUACUACAACCAGGAAUGGACCGAGCAGGAGAGGCAGAAAGGCUACAACGCCUCCACCGCGCGCUUCGCCGAGAACAGCGUGCGCGAGGGCGGCCGCAAGUCGGCGUCGGCCAGCCAGUCAAGGCACACCGUCCCCGUCGAUGCGUCGCCGGCCAACGUCUGAAGAACAGAAUCCCACAUGCACUUCGUUAAUUUUGUGUCUCGCGCAAGUAUGACUUGAGCGAUGAUGCGGCCAGUUUUCUACAUUUGCUUCUACUAGCACCGCUUGACAUUUGGUUUGCUCUUGUUGUUUAUACAGUACAUGGUUGUUGUGAAAUACAGAUUUUGUUUUGUGAUUGUUUUCUAGAAAGCCAUUGGCCACCUUGGUUGUAGAUAGUUCAAGCAACCGUCUCUCUAGACAGUUGCAUCCAAAAUCCAUAAACGUCCACUGCCCAUCCGAAAGAAGAUAAGACCACUCUCGAG
Molecule: messenger RNA, 1971 nt
Organism: Lolium perenne
Lineage: Eukaryota; Viridiplantae; Streptophyta; Magnoliopsida; Poales; Poaceae
Product: high-affinity nitrate transporter 2.3-like
Biological process (GO): transmembrane transport
Molecular function (GO): nitrate transmembrane transporter activity
Source: RefSeq, a predicted model, not a curated record